This is a messenger RNA of Spodoptera littoralis (African cotton leafworm), 804 nucleotides long. The record is from the annotation of a GenBank genome assembly. NCBI's taxonomy places the organism in Eukaryota, Metazoa, Arthropoda, Insecta, Lepidoptera, Noctuidae.
AUGGAUUCUAUAAAACUCGCUUCUGGCGAUAAUAAAAUUUCUAUAUCUCCAAGGCUUGAAGAUACGAAACUAGAUGAAAAAGAAGAGCAAACUCUUGUAAGCGAAGAACAACAAACAGAAAAGCGAGAUGAUAAAGAGGGACAAAGUGAGGUUACAACACAGAUGAUCGACGACAAUGAAGCUAAAAUGAAGGAAAGAAUAGCUCAGUGCAAAAAUAUAAUCGAGGCAUUAAAGAUUGAACUUAAUGAAGAGAAAGCGAAACUAGAAAAGCAAAGCAAAAAUUCUCAACGUGUUUUAGAGCCUACCACGAAAUGUACAACCAGCUAUCAGUGUCUGUCCGCAUCUAAUGUGUUUACAGCAGAUUUACCGUAUAGUACCAACUUAUACAGCGACUGUGUGGAUAGUAAAUUGAACUGUGACGAAAAUUUAAUGGAAUAUGAAAAACAAUUACAAAAAUAUCAGAAUACACUUAAUUUAGCGCAAAUUGAAAAGAAAAAUGCGAUUAGGAAGCAAAUGUUGGCCAAAGCUUAUCGUCUCAAGCUUUUAGAAGUAGAAAAUCAAUGUAACAUUGAACUCUUGAGGGUUAAGCAAAGUUUACAGUGCUUAGAACCCUUGCAAAUCAUUGCAAGUAAGUGGAAAACAAAUUCUGAUGAAAUGUAUGAUGUCAAUAAUUUUGAGUUAAUACCUAGAUAUCCAGAGCUUAACGCUAAUUCCAGCAGUGACAUCACCACCUUCGAAAUGGAUCUGAAAACUGUUACUGAAGCUGAAAAUAUCGCUAAAGAAGAUUCUGUAUAUUCGGAUUAA